Lathyrus oleraceus (garden pea) is the source of this 765-nucleotide messenger RNA. RefSeq names its product protein PLANT CADMIUM RESISTANCE 3. Lineage: Eukaryota; Viridiplantae; Streptophyta; Magnoliopsida; Fabales; Fabaceae. The transcript is spliced from 4 exons. The record is from RefSeq and is a predicted model, not a curated record. Bases 127 to 570 code for a protein of 147 amino acids.
UUAUCACUUUACGUGGACCCCCUCCUAAACCAGAAUGUAACUUUUUCUGAUUUGGCAUUUCUUGCACUAAUAUAUUGAUAUUGAGCCCUCAGCUUUACUUCACACACAUCACAUAAACACAAGAAGAUGAACCUUGAAAAAAUGGGAGAGAAAGGUGGUGUUGGAUCAUGGUCCACCGGCUUCUGUGACUGCUUCUCUGAUUACACCUCCUGCUGUCUGACAGUGUGGUGCCCCUGUGUUAGUUUUGGAAGAGUAGCUGACAUAGUGGAUAGAACAAAUUCUUGUUGUGUCCAAGGAACAAUAUUCUGCCUACUUGGUGGUUUUAGUCCAUUUCUGUCGCUGUAUUCGUGCAUUUAUCGUACCAAGUUGAGAGAGCAAUAUGGGAUUGAAGGAAAUAGAUGUAAAGAUUGUAUUGCUAGUUGUCUUUGCCCUCGCAUCUCCAUUUGUCAAGAGUAUCGUGAACUCCAAGUACGUGGAUUCGAUGUCUCUGCAGGUUGGAAAGGGAACGUGCAAAUGGGUUCCCGCGGUGUCACGGCGGCUCCUGCGGUGCAAGGUGGCAUGAGUCGUUAGCCCAAUAUAUUACGUUUCUGUUCUGCAUGUUUAUGUCAUGUUCUUCGUUUGUUAAACCCAUGUGUUUAUGUACUCAAGAUAGUGUUAUUUUCCUUUAUUUGUAAUGAUGGAUGUUUUAUCUUUUAUGGCUCCAGUUGUUUUUUUCGUAGUGAAUGAAAAUGAAAUAUAAGCGUCGUCGCACAUGUAUUGUUGUUA